Molecule: messenger RNA, 2922 nt
Organism: Pocillopora verrucosa
Lineage: Eukaryota; Metazoa; Cnidaria; Anthozoa; Scleractinia; Pocilloporidae
Source: RefSeq, a predicted model, not a curated record
ACAAACAUGGCGGCUUCUUCGUUCCAGUCUAUGAGAAAUUUUUGGAAAGAAUUUUCUCUUCCAGAUCUUCAGAAAUCCUUAGACACAACUGCAGCAGAGCUAGCAGAUCGCCAAGAUGAAUCAGACACAUCGAGAAAAAAGCUCGUUGAGCUCAGUCGUGAUUUUAAAAAGAAUACUCCGGAGGAUACCAGGAAAAAGAUGGCACCACUCUUGAAGAGCUUUCAAGCUGAGAUUGAUGCUCUUUCAAAAAGGAGCAAAGCAUCAGAAACUGCUUUUCUCUCAAUCUACAAGAAACUUGUGGAUGUCCCAGAUCCUUUACCAAUACUUGAACAGGCUGUUAUUCAGCAACAAAAAGUAUCCAAACUUCAGGAUUAUGAAAUUGAAAAUAAACAACUCAGGGAAACCCUCGAAGAAUAUAACUCAGAAUUUGCAGAAGUGAAAAAUCAAGAGGUAACUAUAAACAGACUAAAGGAAAAACUGAGAGAGUAUGAGGACAAGAUGGAAGAAAGAGUUCAGGCAAGAGCUAAGGAGAAGGAAAAAGACAUGCAGAAGAUGUUUUCUGACAAAGAAAGGACCUUGCAAGAAACUCAGGUUUCUGUUGCAAAGAAACUUGGUGAAGCUGAGCAUAAAGCUGCAACUCUCCAGGCUGCAUUGGAUAGUACUCAGUCAGAACUGUUUGAUGUGAAAGCCAAGUUUGACGAAGUUGCUGCUGCAAGGUCUUCAGAAAUUGAAAUACUAGAAGCUGAUGUAGAAAGAGCAAAUCAGAGAGCAUUGAGUGCUGAGAGGCAAGUUGAAUCUCUGCGAGAAGAGCUUAUAGCAGCACAGAAUGCCCUACAGAAUUCAGGCAAUGAACAAAGGCCAAACAUGUCUGAGACCAUUGAUGCAAUUUCACGUUCAAGCUUGGAACAUGAGUUAGCAGCCAAGGAGAGACAGAUAUCUCAGUUAGUGAGUGAUGUACAACAAUCACAAGUGAUACAGAACAGAUUAAAAGAAUCAACUGCAAAUGAGAUUGCCAGACUAGAAGACCAACUUGCUAGCAAGACAAAAGCCCUCCAACAAUUGGAGGAAAAACUUGAUGAACAGGGUAACUAUGAAGAGAUCAAGAGAGAACUGAACAUUUUGAAAUCAAUUGAGUUCUCAACAAGCGAGGAGAGCAGAGAUGCGGAAAAGAUGGACUCCACUCCGAAAUCUCUAGAGAUGCUUCUUCUUGAUAAGAAUAAAAGACUUCAAUCUGAAAACACAAGUUUAAAGGUUGAAAACGUCGAUUUGACAGGUCGUUAUUCUGAACUUCAUGUACAAUACAACGAAGCGGUGAACACAGUGAAGGAACAGAAGGAGCUCAUUACUCAGCUAGAAACGGAUCUCCUGAGUGUGAACGCUCUUCCAUCAGCAUUCCGUGGUCAGGGAGAGGGUGAGGCAGGGCCUCCUACUGAGACAGAACUUGUAUCUAAUGCAGUUCAGCAGGCUGUAGCACCGGCAGGUGUAACCAGUGAGAAUGUAGCAACGGAAUCCCUUCUUCCUAUCGUGGCCAGCCAGAGAGAAAGAUUUAAAAUCCGUAAUAUGGAAUUAGAAGCGCAACUACGCCAUAACCAGCAACAGAUCAGUGUGUUGCAAAAUGAAGUGGACACCUUGAGGUCAGAUAACGUGAAGUUGUACGAGAAAAUCAAGUUCCUUCAAAGCUACCCAACGAAGAGCUCAGGGGGCCGAGAAGAAGAAGCAACAGUCAGCAGAUACUCGUCACAAUAUGAACAAAGAUUGGAUCCAUUUUCAGCCUUUAAUCAACGGGAGAAACAACAGCGAUACCUGGGGCUUAGUCCGCAUGAAAAAGUUACUCUUAACCUGGGUCGGUUUAUCAUGUCAAACAAAUUUGCCAGAACCUUCGUAUUUUUCUACACAUUGCUUGUACACUUAAUGAUAUUUCUGGUUCUUUACAAGCUUGCGUACACAGAAUCUUGUAAGCGUGACAUUGCGUCUGAGUGCGCCAAAAGGUUCGCUGAACACAUGCACGAAGUCCACGGACAAUGAAUUAGGAAGAGAACUCAGCCAGUAAACAGGGCUGCACGCGUUGGUACGGACUGAACAACUUCGGUGAGGAAAAACAAAGAAAUAAAAAACAAACAUAGGGUUUUUAAAAGACUUGCUCUUGUAAAUUGGACGAUAUUUCUAUCGGUGAUGGGGGAUCGCUGUCCUGCUACACAACGAGGAAACUUCAGCGGCGUUCGUCGUAACGUAUACGCAUGAAGAAUUGCCGGCUCUAGGAUUAGUUUUGUGAAGUAGAUUAUUAACAUUUUUGUCACUGCCCUCUUGUAAAAAGGCUAAUCUAAGAGGGGAAUCUUUCUCUUUGUUCGGAAUGGAUUAGAAGAAAGCGAGUAUAGGUUCAAAUGAAGAAAGUUUAAAAGAAUUUAAUUAAAAAACAUAGGUAGAAAUAUUUUAUCAAUCCUCUUGUCUUCCAUCAAUAUCAUUGGCUCAGAUAGAAACAAAAGUGGGGUAUCUCAUAUCAAACGAGGAGAGGAGAUGCCAUUAACUGAGGCUCUCUGAUAUGUUCAUGUUAAACUCCCUGAUGCGAUACUGGUUAAGAUUGUCAUUUUAAAUAAUGCCCUCGAUUGGCUCAAACUAGAAACUUCAAAUGAUGAACAAAACUCUAGCUUGUUAUUAAGUCAGCAAAUGACGGGAUGAGUAAAUUAAUCAUAAGAAAUUUAUGUACCAUAAGAAAUCCAGCUGUAAUGACAGGAGCUCCUUAAUGCAGAGGGUGGGGUGGAUAGGAAAUCGAUUUUAGCGCAUCCAAUCGCAUGAUUUAGAUAUUUUCUUCAAGGAGCAAUUGAAAACUGUCCGCGAAAGAGGCAGUGACUUCUAAUUCUUUUAUCCUUAAUUUCACCACCAAAAUCCCAACAGAACGUCCACUCAAAUUUUACCAGUUCACAU